AUGGCUGGAAGCACAAGCAUCUGGGUCAGUAGUGAGGCGAAGAAUGAUCCACCAGCAAUCUUCAAUCUUCGCCUUCUCUAUCUUCUCGUUGCUGUUGCGUGGGGAGGUGCAUUUUAUGGAUUCGACACUGGAAAUAUUUCGGGGAUUCAAACCCUCGCUUCAUUUGAAAAAGCCUUUGGAAUGGCCGAUAUGACUACAUCGGAGAUCGACAAUCGAAAGGGAAUCAUCUCCGCGAUGCUAGCAGCUGGUGGAUCAGCAGGCGCCUUACUUGCGGCUCCAACAUCCGAUUACCUUGGCCGCAAAUGGUCUGUCUUCUUAUGGGCUGUCAUUUUCAUAAUUGGAGCUGCAAUGCAGAUGGUGCCUACCUAUAAUGUGCUUCUCGCAGGUCGAUUCAUUGCUGGGAUGGGUGUCGGUGCUUCAUCAAUGCUCACGCCGCAAUUCUUGGCAGAGAACUCCCCCCAAAUCAGUUCGAGCUAUGGUGUCUCUAAAUGGUCUUAUCCUGGAGUUGAGACGGAUAAUCGCCAAUGGCAAACUGCUAUGGCAAUUCAACUCAUCCCAGGUGGCCUCAUGUGCUUGAUGAUUCCAUUUGUCCCAGAAACACCCCGAUGGUUGAUUAACCAUGGGAAACAUGAACAGGGACUUGCGAAUAUUUGCAAGUUGAGGAAGUUGCCUCCUUAUCACGAGUAUGUGCAGACCGAGUUUCGCGAGAUCGAAGCCCAAGUGACCUAUGAGCAAGAAUUCUACGCCGGACACAGCUAUUGGGUUGUGAUUAAGGAUAUUUUUACUUUGAAAAACAACUUUCAGCGUUUCUUCCUGGCUAUUAUGUUAUUUCUAUUUCACAAACUCACUGGAACAGAUUCCCUUAACUACUAUGCGCCCGAGAUUUUCGACUUGAUUGGGGUCUCGGGUGGCUCAAGUAAUUUACUGGAUACUGGAAUCUAUGGUGUCGUUAAAGUGGUAACGUCUCUGUUCUAUGUGUCAUAUUUGAUUGAUCGCAUUGGACGUCGGAUUCCACUACUCGUUGGCGCAACGAUUCAAGCCACCUGCAUGCUAUAUCUUGCUCUUUAUCUUCGCUUUGCAGGCACAACUGAUGAUAGCACUGGAGAAGGUACACCUGCGGGAGGAAUUGCUGGCAUUGUGUUUAUUUACAUUUACGCCUUUGGGUGGUCAUUCGGUCACUCGGUAGCGCCCUAUGUUCUUGCGGCGGAAGUCUUUCCAUCACGAAUUCGCUCUUUCUGCAUGGCUAUUUGCUUGUUUGUCGAUUGGAUUGUCGAUUAUGGAAUCACCCGUGCUACACCAAACAUGAUUACCGAGAUGGGAUGGGGUGUGUUUUUGUUAUAUGCUAUGCUGACAUACCUGGGUGUAGUUUUCAUCUUCUUCUGCAUGCCGGAGUUGAAGGGCCGAUCGAUUGAAAGUAUGGAUGCUCUAUUUGAUCGACCCUUGUGGACUAUGUGGCGACAUGCCUAUCCUACAGAGGAAGGGAAAGUCCGCUCUGAUGUCCGUGAGAUUAUGGCUGGAAAGCUUCAGAACCAUGAGGAUGACAAUAAGAGGGAAUAUGUGGAACAUGUGGAGACUGCCUGA
Molecule: messenger RNA, 1581 nt
Organism: Penicillium malachiteum
Lineage: Eukaryota; Fungi; Ascomycota; Eurotiomycetes; Eurotiales; Aspergillaceae
Exons: 5
Coding region: 1-1581 (526 amino acids)
Biological process (GO): transmembrane transport; carbohydrate transport
Cellular component (GO): membrane
Molecular function (GO): carbohydrate:proton symporter activity
Source: RefSeq, a predicted model, not a curated record